This is a messenger RNA of Tetrahymena thermophila SB210, 3840 nucleotides long. Its product is annotated as transmembrane protein, putative. The record is from RefSeq and is a predicted model, not a curated record. NCBI's taxonomy places the organism in Eukaryota, Ciliophora, Oligohymenophorea, Hymenostomatida, Tetrahymenidae. The transcript is spliced from 7 exons.
CUCUUUUCAUUUGCUAUUUAAUUGAGAGAAUAGGAAAAUGAUGUAAAAAUAUUACUUAAAAACAAAUAAUCUUUCCAAAUUAUGAAUAAUAAUUAGAUAGGUAAUAAAAUAGUUAAUUUCAAAAUCUAAGGUUUCUAAAAUUUGAGUCAUAGUAAAAUAUUAUUUGAAUAAAGAAUGAUUAGUCUCGGUAAUUAAAAUAAGGAGUUAGAAUUAAAUAAAGUAGUUAAUAAAAAUGCAUCAUUUUUUGAUGAGAAUCAUUUGAAGCAAGAUCAGAGAGAAGAAGAUGAGGUGAUGAAAAUAGAAGAAAAUACUUAGGUUAUAAGAAAUUUCUAAGACAUUAAUAAUAGAAAAAACAAUAGACAGGUUUAAACAGAAUUAAAAGAUAGGAUAUAUUCUCUUUUCUUAAUUAAGAUCAUGGAUCUACAUAUCUUUGAUUAAGUGUUAUCUUUCUUGGACAUAGAUAAGCUUAAUUAAUUUGCUAAUAUGAGCAAUCAAAUUAGAAUUAGAGUUAAGAAAUAUUUUUUGUGCAAUACCUUUUAAAAGCAAAUAAAAUGUUUUGAAAAACAAAAAAAAACUGCACUUUAUGAAACCAUGCUAUUUCAUAUGAAAAAUAAGAUGAAAUUUUAUUAUCAAAGUGAAAAAUUUUAAGAGAAAGAGCUUUUAUAACUAAAUGUAUAGGAUCAUUUACUUCAAUUAACAAUUCUUUUUAAUGAUCUGAUUGAUCAAGGAGCUUAAAUUAAGGAUAUAAGUGAAGUAAUUCCUUAUGUAAAAUAAAGAGGAGUUAGAGAAAGCUUUUCGGAUGUGUUUAAUUUAGAAGAAUGUUCAUAUUCUUCGUAAGUCAACCAGAAAAACACAUUAGUAGAGCUUACUUAAAGCAAAAACUUAAGUUAAAAAUUAAAUUUGUUUCUAUCAAUUUUGUAGGAACAAAGAGCAAUUAGAACUGUCUUCAAAUUUGAUGAAGAUGAAAUUGGUGAAAGAGAAAUGAAAAGCUAAAUUAUUAGAUAUAUAAACUGGAAAGGAUUUGAAAGAGUAAGACCAAUAGUUGUCAAACGAAUUUAAGGUGAGAAAUUCAGGAAAGAAAAUAACAUUUAUGCGUUUUUAAAUAAGAAUAAUUUAAAUCGUAUUCUCCCAUUUUUAUCUGUAAAAGAAAUUAUUAGAUUUGCUUAAACAUCUAAAAAAAUUAAUUGGAUUAUUUCUUUAAAUAUCGAAAAUUAAUUACACCAAUUAAUAUAAAAAAAAUAAGAAAAGAUUUAAGAGUUAAACAUAGAUGAAUCUUUAAUUUAAUAAGCAGAGCAGUUUUCUAGCUAUCUUAUUUUAAACAAUAGAAUUUAAGAAUGCCUUUAGUUUGAAGUUGUCUUAAUCUCUAAUCUAUAAGCAAUUGUAUAAAUAUUGAAUUAUCUUACUGAUCAAAAUCAAAGCAUGAUCGAUCUUGGUCAAGCAUACGCUUGGGAGUACAUUUUAGAAUAAAGAGAAGCAGUUUAUAGUUAAUUUAUAUAAUAAUUUAUCCCUUAAACAAAUACAAAUGGAUAAGUAAAUUCUACAAGUUAAACUCAAGAUUAAAGCUAAAUUUAAGAAGAACCUGUUUCAUUCUAUUAUGAAAGUUAAGAAGAAUUUUCUAUUAUUACAUAAACACUAAAGAGUAUAAGAAAUCAACUAAGAGAUAAUUUAGAAAUAGAUCCAUCAUUUUAAACUUAUUUACAUGAAUAUUUUACAUUUUUCUAUCAAAUUAAUAAGUAAAUAAUUCUACUAACAAAAUUAUAUAAUAAAAAUACAAUCAUCCCUCCUAUCUAUGCAAACUCUAUUUUCGAUAAUUUAAUUCUAUCGUUUUGUUAUGAGUAUACUUAAAAUUAACAAGAGGAGUAAAAUGAAGGCGCUAAUGACUACCAAAAUCAAGUAUAAGAAGAAGAACAAUAAGAAUAAGAUGAAGAAGAGUAAGAAUAAGAUUAUGAAGAAUAAGAAGAUAAUUAGUCAUAAAUAGAAGAAGAAGAUGAUGAUGAUUAAUCAUAGCAAGUAAAUCAAGAUUAAUAGUUAGUAGAGGAAGAAGGAGACUAAUAACAAGAAGAUGAGGAAGGAAAUUAACAAUUAGAAGAAGAAAAAAAUUAACAAUUAGAAGAAGAAAUAUAAUAGGAACUAGACUAGAAGUUAGAUGUAGAAAAACAAGAUGAAACAUUUUAAGGUUUCAUGAGAAAUCAGUCUCAAUAAAAUAGCUAAAGCGCUAAUUAAUAGCACAUCUUAAAACCAGUAGGGAAGUAUUGGUUAAUAUUUGGAAUAAUUUUAGCAAUAGAUUUAGUAGCUAUAGUGUUACCUUUAGUUUCUCAUUUUAAAAUAGCUGCUAUUAAUAGUAAAAAUGAUCAUAUAAUGAGUUUAUAUGAUAAACCGCAAAUUAAGGACAUAAUUGUCAUAAAAGAAAGCGAAAAUCAACACGAUGAUUGCCCCUAAGAUUAUCAUGAUAUCUUUAAUUAUGAAUUUUAAGGUUAUAAGCCAUUUUAUUUAUGUAGACAAAAUGUGUUGCCUUAUAAAUAAGGUGAAACUUAUGUCGAUGAGAGAGAGCAAUGUCAAUUCUUUGAAGAUUAAAAACCCAAGAAAUUAAGUAUCCUAAAGUUAGGAAAUGAAAAUAUAAGAAUUUGUGGAAAGUAUAUGAAUAUAAACAUAUAAUAGAAAUAAUAAUGUGAUCAAAAUGAAGUAGUUUGUUCAUUCAUAUCAGAAUUUAACUCAUUCAUUUGCGCUAAUUCAGAGAAAGAUUGUCCAAUUAAUAAUAUUUAAAUGGAUGAAAUAUAAUCCGCUAAUGGAUCAUAUUAAUAAUAACUGUCACCUUAAAGGUAAGCUCCAAAUUAAUUACCUCUUUUAGGCUUCGAGAUUGUAGAAGGAGAAACAAAAUGUAUUAACAAAGAUGCGAGCAUGUUUUAAGAUCGUAAAUAUCACGAAAUUUUCAAAAGGAUGAAAUAUUCUAAUUAAUGCGAUAGAGAUUAUCUAUACAAUACUGUAUUUGAUAUGAGUGAACAUGAUUUUUAUGAGGCAAACGAUAUGAACUUUUUAAAUUAAAUCAAUGAUUUCAAUCCUACAAAUUAAUAUAAAUACACUUCUAUGAUUAUACAUUAAGUACCUUGGGAUCUUAAACAUAGAGAUUAAUAUGAAAGCUACAUUUAAUGGUGGAAUGAAGAUAUUAUUUAUCAAGAUAAUAUCUAAGUAUUCUUUUUGUUUUUGAAUUUAAUAACUGCAAUUCUUGUAGCUUUGCUAAGUUGGAUAUCCACUGAUAGAAUUGAAAAUUUCAAACUUGGGUUUAAGCUAUUCUAAAUAAUUGCUUUAUGGUUCUUUUUCAUCAAGAGUAUUUUGAAAUACAGGUAUCUAUUCUAAGACAUAACUUCUAAUGCUAAAAUCAGUAGCCCUUAAAUAAUUUCUGACGUCCUUAAAACUAAAUAAAUCUACUAUGAAUCUAUAGAUCUUUUAGAUACAAUCAUGAUCUCUUUUGUCACUACUUCUAUCAUGCUUUGUAUUAUGCAAAAGUGGUAUUUCAGAAAACAAACAAUACUAAAUUCUAAAGUAUCUAUACAGCAGUUAUAAACUUUCUAGCCAUUUUUCGAUGAUGAUUAAAUAUGAAUAAAGGAAAUUACUUUAGUAAUACUUCAAAUCUAAUAAUUAUAUGCCAAAAGAUAAAUACAAAUUUGAGAAUAUUAAUUAUAUGUCAAUAUGGUCAAGUAUUAUAUUUAUUUGACUUCAAAGUUUAAUUUUUCUUUGGAAAAACUAAGUAUUAAUUUUUAAUAUGCGUAAUUAAUUUCUUUUUUAUCAAAUAAAACAUUUAACAUUUUUUUGGAUUAAAAUAUAUUUAUUUAUUUUUUAUAA